Penicillium vulpinum is the source of this 2796-nucleotide messenger RNA. RefSeq names its product glycoside hydrolase family 35 protein. Gene Ontology annotation, cellular component: vacuole. Gene Ontology annotation, molecular function: beta-galactosidase activity. The transcript has 5 exons. The record is from RefSeq and is a predicted model, not a curated record. Gene Ontology annotation, biological process: carbohydrate metabolic process. Lineage: Eukaryota; Fungi; Ascomycota; Eurotiomycetes; Eurotiales; Aspergillaceae. The coding region runs from base 1 to 2796 and encodes 931 amino acids.
AUGGGCUUCACUGGAGUAUCAUUCUACGUCGACUGGAGCCUUGUUGAAGGGAACCCGGGACACGUUAUUACCGAUGGAAUAUGGAGCUUGGACGAAUUUUUUGACGCAGCAAGCCAAGCUGGCUUAUACCUCAUCGCUCGACCGGGACCGUAUAUCAAUGCUGAAACCACUGCUGGCGGGAUACCUGGGUGGGUUUUACGAGGGCAAGCGGUUAUUCGGUCCGACGACCCCGAAUACUUGAAUGCGACAGCCAAGUACAUGUCAAAGCUGGGUCAAAUUAUUGAAAGGGCACAGAUCACACAUGGUGGCCCGGUUAUCAUCGUCCAGCCAGAGAACGAGUACUCCACUUGGCCUGGAGUAACUGACUUCCCGAAUGAUAUGAAUCGAAAUUAUAUGGAACAAGUUGAAGAACAGCUUCUUGCUGUAGGUAUUACUGUCCCUUCCAUCGUAAAUGAUAACUUGGUUAUGGGAUACUUCGCACCGGGGUCAGGCCAAGGGGCAGUCGAUAUAUACGCCAUUGAUGCAUAUCCAAUGCGCUAUGAUUGCGCAAAUCCUAGUGUUUGGCCUACUUACAGAUUUCCAUAUGAUUGGCAAGUGACGCACAGACAACAGAGUCCAACGACACCCUUCGCUAUUGCUGAGUUCCAGGGGGGUUCUGGCGAGGGAUGGGGAGGAGUGACUCAGGACAUGUGCGGCCAGUUGGUAAACGAAGAGGCUGUCAGAGUUGUCUACAAGAACAACUACAGCUUUGGCGUAAAAAUAUUCAACAUUUACAUGACUUUUGGGGGUACCAACUGGGGGAACCUCGGCUAUAUGGGUGGGCAUACGUCAUACGAUUAUGGUGCAGCCAUCACAGAAGAACGGGCAAUCUGGCGCGAGAAAUAUAGUGAACAGAAACUCGAGGCUAACUUCCUCAAAGUUUCUCCUGCUUAUCUGACAGCAACUCCUCAUCUUGGAGCAAAUGGCACAUACGGUGCACCCUCCUCGAUAGCUGUUACUGCUCUUCUCGGAAAUGGGACGCGAACAAAUCUCUAUGUUGUUAGACAUGCCGACUUUACUUCAACCGACAAUAUUCAGUACACCGUCGAAUUGUCCACAAGUAUUGGCGAUAUCAAAAUCCCUCAGCUAGAAGGCCACCUGACGCUAAAUGGACGUGAUUCCAAAUUCCACGUCACUGAUUACGAUGUUGGCGGUAUCAAUUUGAUAUACUCUUCCGCAGAGAUAUUCACAUGGGCGCGCGGGUCAGGGUCGACUCGUGUGUUAAUUCUCUACGGAGGUGCCGGAGAAACACAUGAGUUUGCUCUUCCUAGUCAACUUGGAAAGCCGACCGUCGUCGAAGGAGCUGGCAUCGAAAUAAAACAAUGUAGAUCUACUUGGGCUGUGAAGUGGCAUGUUACACCAGACCGACGCAUCAUCCGGGUCGCAGAUCUUGAGGUAUACCUGCUCUGGCGGAACGAGGCAUACAACUACUGGGUUAUGGAGUUGCCGGCAUCAGGUCCGAUUGCAAACUACUCAUCGCCAUCGAAGAGCUUGGUAGUUGUCAAGGCCGGAUAUCUUAUCCGCACAGCCGAUCUGACAAACAAGCAGCUGCGACUGACAGGUGAUGUAAAUGGCACGACAGAAAUCGAGGUCAUCUCCAGUCCGGCAACAAGUUUGAAAGGUAUUACCUUCAAUGGAGAAGUACUACAGACUUCGACAACUUCCAAUGGGAAACUCAAGGGAACUGUCAGAUACAACCCUCCCAAGUUGGACAUUCCCGAUUUGUCCAACCUAGAGUGGAAGUUCCUUGAUUCUCUCCCUGAGAUUCAGGACUCGUACAACGACUCAGCUUGGACACCUUGUACACAAAAUUCAACUCAUAAUCCAAGACCACUGGACACUCCUAGUAGUCUGUACUCCAUGGAUUACGGAUACCACACAGGAUCUUUGUUAUACCGUGGCCAUUUUAAUGCCAAUGGCCAAGAAUCUAAUCUUUGGUUGAAUGUAUCUGGCGGUGCAGGAUUUGGACAUUCUGUGUGGUUGAACAACACCUUUCUUGGGUCAUGGUUCGGGUCGAGUGCCAACUCCACUACUGUCCACAACAUAUCGUUGCCAUCCACCUUAACGCAGGGAAGCCCGUAUGUGGUCACAGUGUUGAUUGAUCACAUGGGCCAAGAUGAAGAGGCCCCUGGCACUGAUGCAAUUAAGUUUCCCCGAGGAAUUUUGAACUACGGGGUUUCAGGUCACGCCCAAUCCGACGUCUCGUGGAAGAUGACAGGUAAUCUUGGAGGAGAGCAGUAUCAGGAUCUCAUCCGUGGUCCUCUCAAUGAAGGUGGGAUGUAUGCCGAGAGACAAGGAUAUCAUUAUCCUAACCCACCAAGUUCAAAAUGGAAGUUGUCAAACCCAGUCAAAGACGGCUUGUCGCACGCAGGUGUUGGAUUUUAUGCUGCAUCUUUUCAGUUGAAUAUCCCUAGUGGAUGGGAUACCCCAAUGAGCGUCGUAUUCAACAACUCCAUCAAUGAUAGUCCUCAAGAGCAUACCCGAGGCAACAAUUACAGAUGCCAGCUUUUUGUCAAUGGAUAUCAAUUUGGAAGAUAUAUCAACAACCUUGGCCCCCAAAUAGCGUUCCCCGUUCCAGAGGGUAUCCUAAAUCAUGAGAGGGACAAUUAUAUAGCCUUGACAGUGUGGGCACAGGACAAGCAGGGCGCAAAAUUGGGAAGGCUGGAAUUAGUUCCCACAUCCCUCAUUCGGUCCGGGUACAACAGACCCCAGGCCGCCCAGCAGCCUGUCUGGACAAAGCGAGCACAUCCAUACUAG